Plasmopara halstedii is the source of this 234-nucleotide messenger RNA. RefSeq lists its product as uncharacterized. The transcript is spliced from 2 exons. The coding region runs from base 1 to 234 and encodes 77 amino acids. NCBI's taxonomy places the organism in Eukaryota, Oomycota, Peronosporomycetes, Peronosporales, Peronosporaceae. The record is from RefSeq and is a predicted model, not a curated record.
AUGGGAGGACCGACAGGAAGACAAGCAAAACAAGAAUUUAAUUCAAGGUUUUGGGUCUUUCUCCAAUUGCCUUACAUUUCCCCACAAAGAAAGAAACUUAAGCUUUACACGCUUGGCUAUAUUGCCGGGUUACCGCUAGUGCUCCGAGGAUGCCUAAAACUGCUCGUAAGCUACAAUACGCUUAGCUACGGCACUGCUAGAAGUAACGCAAAGUCGGUACCAUGCGCUUGGUAG